Molecule: messenger RNA, 690 nt
Organism: Penicillium cataractarum
Lineage: Eukaryota; Fungi; Ascomycota; Eurotiomycetes; Eurotiales; Aspergillaceae
Product: benzoate 4-monooxygenase cytochrome p450
Exons: 4
Coding region: 1-690 (229 amino acids)
Molecular function (GO): oxidoreductase activity, acting on paired donors, with incorporation or reduction of molecular oxygen; monooxygenase activity; heme binding
Source: RefSeq, a predicted model, not a curated record
AUGACACAAACACUUGACGCUGUUUAUUCCUGCAUUUCAAAUGUGUCUGCCACUGGGAUUCUACUUGGAACAUCUUUCCUCGCCUUCGUUCUCUACAGACUAGUACACCGUCUACUCGUGAGCCCUUUGAGCAAGAUUCCGGGACCGCUGAGCUUGAAAGCCACAAGUAUCUUUAACAAGUACUAUGAACUUCGUGGGCAAAAAAGAGAGUGGCUUCAUGAGCUUCACAGUCGAUAUGGUGAAGUCGUAACUAUUGGUCCAAAUGAGGUUUCCUUUGCCAGCGAAACUGGUCUGAAACAAAUCUACAGUUCCGGCAGCAAGGACUUUUUGAAGACCGAGCUUUAUGAUUUAUUCAGACAAGCUGGACAAAUUAAUCUUUUUACUGCCAUCGAUCCCCAUCAGCAUGCUUCUAUUCGUAAGCCAUUGGCUGACCGAUACUCGAACACGAAUAUUCUCAAAUCGAAGAUCCUAGAUUCCAUUUCCGAGCGCUCUGAGGCCUUUGCGGAACUCGCAAGUCGAAGGGCUUCCAUUGAUGUCUAUCUUUUUCUUCAUGCAUAUGCCCUAGAUUGUGUCACAUCUAUGCUAUUUCAUCCCUAUGGAACAAACUCUUUGAGUGGAACCGGAGAUAAAGAGAUGGUUGAGCUUCUAUCUUAUGAUGACAGUCGCAUAGGUAUUAGCAAAGGAAAAUGA